UACAGAAAGCGACAUGGCGCAGACGGUCGGACCCGCGUCUCAUCUGUCGGAAGAAAUUGAAUUAAGCAAAAAACACGAGGAAAUCGUGGAGCGCAGGACGGCUCUGCUGGAGCGCAUGGAGAGGGAGCACGAGCGACUCAAGAGUAAGAAGAAACACCUGGAGGCCUGGUCACUAGCGGCGGCGCACGAGAGGAACGCCCAGCUCCUAGGGGAUGUGCAGAAACUGCAGAAUCGUCUGCGAGUCGCAUCAGUUCUUCACCCUGAAGUUGUCGGUCUGGAGACCCGUUACUGGGCGUUUGUGGAGGAGAACAUUCCAGAAUGGGAGCCCUUCCUGUUGGGUAAGGCUCCGCCCCCAAACGAAGCGAAGCAGGAAGGUGCGCCGCGAGCCCACCCACCACCGGCUCCCGUCACGGGGCUGCCUCCUCCUCGCGCCCACCGGAAGCGUGUCGCGUGAGUGCGUGCGCGAACGGGUGCAGUACAUACGCUGUGUAGGUGUCGGGUUGCGCGCGCUCCAUAUGUCCGCUCAGGGCCUCCUGCUCGCGCCGCUAGUCCGUUAGCGCGCGCGCGCCUGCCUGUCACCAGCAGGUGAUACAACACUUGGACAACAUUUCGCCGUUGUUUACGCAAAUACUGCAGGAUUGAAUCAUGUACCUUCUUUGUGUAGCACAUCCACGUUAAAGGUUCAGUAGUAGAGCGAUGCUGGAAGGUGGCGCAGCGGGUGGCGCGUGAGCCGCUCUGUCCUUCGGCUACAGGUGCGAGUCGAGCUGUCACUCGCUGCAUUUUCUUCUCGUGUUCACAGCGUGGUAAAACGUUUUUUUUUUUUUUUUUUUAAACCUUCAUUUACCAGGAGUACAGGAGCCUCACUGGGAGUCAGUAGCACUUGUCCUGUACGUGAAAUCUGUGAAACGUUGAAAGAAACAAACAGCAUUUGAUACUUUUUUGUCCUGGUUUGUUACUGCAACAUUAUUUCCUCACUAUAAUUACACACACACACACACACACACAGUCUGAAACCGCUUGUCCUGGGACGGGACGCACCCA
Messenger RNA from Scleropages formosus (Asian bonytongue), 1041 nucleotides. It is a transcript of the gene cep15, whose product is annotated as centrosomal protein 15. The transcript has 5 exons. The record is from RefSeq and is a predicted model, not a curated record. NCBI's taxonomy places the organism in Eukaryota, Metazoa, Chordata, Actinopteri, Osteoglossiformes, Osteoglossidae. The coding region runs from base 14 to 454 and encodes 146 amino acids.